CUCACUGAGUACUGAGUACUGGCAUCUCUGAGUCAGACCGUGACGAUGCAAGGGCGAGCAGGCUUCAGGGCCGUUCAGGCCCCGGAUCGGCGGACAACGCUGAGCGCGGAGCGAAGACUCAGACGGGGCAUGCAAUGCUGGUGACAGGUGUCAUAUCCGAGGAAAUACUGCACUUCAAUGGUCGUCAGGACGAAUGGUAGAUGGCGAGGGACGAGAAACCUCGACGCGCUCUAGCCUGAGGAAGUGAACGCGUCUACGUCACGGCAGCGCGUCUACAUCCUACCAAGCGCUCCCGGCCCAUACUACUACUGAUGUACUACUGCUGUGGUGGUCUAUACCACCGACGGCUGACAUGCGCCCACUGGAGCAUGUCCGACCCAUCGAUGGUACAGACUGCACAGGCAUCACAGGAUUUCUACCUACGAAGACAGGAGCGGAGGUGGGGGACGGUGACCCGAGACACAGACCCGAUAGCCUCCCGCAGCCUCUCGGCACAGGGGCGACGCCACACGCAGCCUCUCGGCGCGAGGGCGAGCGGACAGCAGCCUUUCGGCGCUGCCGCAACAAGAACCCAAACCCAAACCGGAAACCGAAACAGUACAUGGGCGAUGGUGCGUGGACAGAUGGAAGGGGAGGACAGGCGCGAUGAGUGGGUGGACAUAGGGGAGCCGAGCCGCAAACCACCAACCGAGACGGAACAAAGGCCACUCACCUUCAUCUGCAUGACAGACGCCUCGAGAGUCGAGCCCAGGGAAGGGACGAGAGGCGGAGGAAAUGGUGGUAGGAGGGGAAGGAGAGAUGACGGAACAGUCUCUGCUCGCACUGUCAGCCUCGCCGCCACCGCCGCGUCGGCGGCGCGUCCAACCGCGACGCGGUCACGUGGCACUGUAGUCAAGUCGCUCACGCGCUCACGAGUCAUCGAACCCGAAUAUUGCUGGUACUGCCUACAUAUGCGAGUCAGCAGCGAAAGGACUUUGCAAGUGGUAUGUUUGUUGCUAUCCUGGAUGUACCGUUUGUGUAUACGUACUUGAAGUCGAUGCCAGGUGAAACACUGAACGACCGCUGUGUGUACAGCCUUA
Molecule: messenger RNA, 1079 nt
Organism: Rhodofomes roseus
Lineage: Eukaryota; Fungi; Basidiomycota; Agaricomycetes; Polyporales; Fomitopsidaceae
Exons: 4
Coding region: 312-1031 (239 amino acids)
Source: RefSeq, a predicted model, not a curated record